This is a messenger RNA of Aureobasidium melanogenum CBS 110374, 813 nucleotides long. RefSeq lists its product as uncharacterized. The record is from RefSeq and is a predicted model, not a curated record. Lineage: Eukaryota; Fungi; Ascomycota; Dothideomycetes; Dothideales; Saccotheciaceae. Bases 1 to 813 code for a protein of 270 amino acids. The transcript has 2 exons.
AUGUCAUGUACGCCACGACAAACCGACGAAAGGGCACUACCCUGCGUGCUACCUCAAAUCAGCCAUAGCCUCUUUGGCGGCAAGUACAAUAGUCCUUUCGUACGGGCCUACGCUCCAGCUCUCUCUGCCUACGGUAUCCCCGAGGCUUCUUUCCUCGCCUUCGUUGAUGGGUUGAAUGAGAGCUUCAUCGCCAAUCCGGCAUUGAAGUCAGCCACCCAUGUUGGUAUGGGCCUCUCAGCCUUUGGCGGUCCUCACGGCCUCAUGAUUGGGAAGGCAGUCAAGAUGGCAUCGAAGGCCGCAACCAGCGGUGUGAGUUCCAAACGCUCUAAGGUCUUCUUGGAGGAGAUCGAUAGAGACAUAGCUGCAAAGCAGAAUGAAAAAAAAGCCGAAGACCUCGCCGAUGCACACAAGAAACGCAACGAGAAGAUACGCGAUGCGCAAGAAAAAUACAACAAAGAUGCCCAUAAGUACAACGAAGAGCUUCGCAAGCUGCAAGAAAAACUUCAAGACGAUCUAAGGAAAGACGCACAUAGUCCUGGCAAGCAAGAGAAGGCUAGACGCAAGUAUCAGGAAGAGCUGCAGAAGCAGGAAAAGGAUAAGGGGAUUGGGAAGCUGCAGGAGGAUAUGCAAGAUGCAGACGAAGAGGUUCUCAAGUUCCAGCGUGAUGAGAACAAAGAGGCUAAGCAUUUGAAUUGGGUUGUUGUUACACCUGUGGGAUCGGCGAACCAGGCACAGUCGAAUCAUGCUGCGGCCAUGAAACUUUCAGCUGGAGAUCAUGUUAAGAAGCACUUUAUCAAGUCGCUGUUUGGGUAG